Messenger RNA from Aquila chrysaetos chrysaetos, 3619 nucleotides. Its product is annotated as basic proline-rich protein-like. NCBI's taxonomy places the organism in Eukaryota, Metazoa, Chordata, Aves, Accipitriformes, Accipitridae. The transcript is spliced from 2 exons. The coding region runs from base 713 to 1993 and encodes 426 amino acids. The record is from RefSeq and is a predicted model, not a curated record.
UUUUAUUAUUAAUUAUUGUUAUUAAUUAAUUAUAGUUAAUUUUCCAAACAGCUGGGGCAAUGCCAGCCUGAGCAAAAGCACCCGGUGCAAGGGGACGGGUUGCUCACCGGCACGCGGAGGCGGGGAUGCACGGAGGCAGCAGAUGUGCAGGCUGUGCGUGCGUACGGGGAUUGCACACUUGCAGGGUGUCCGUGCCCACAGGGUGUACGUGCGUGCAGGGUGUGCAUGCAGCGGGGCGUGCAGCGCCGUGCACGCAACCCGUGUGUGUGGGUGGGAGGAAGCCCUCGGGCAGGAUCAGGCCAUGGUCAUGCCUGUAAAUAACCCCCGGCUGGGGACAGCCAGCCGAGGCCACGUCCCAGUGCCUGGCAAGGCCUGGGGCUCAUCCUGCACCCCUGGGCGUCUUCUUACAGGGGUCACACUAUGAGGGGCUGGAUGAGGCCCACCAGGCAGCAGAUGGAGCUGGGGCUGCCCAUUGCUUCCCCGGCUGAGACGAGCCGAAAUCCCGUACCGAGCGAGGUGCCGUGCCCAGAGCCACAGCCCCAUCUCCCUGCGGACCACCCGGGGAACCGGGCUCUGCCGGGGGUCGGAUGCUGCCGUUGGGGGCCGGGAGGGGACACGCUCAUCACCAACAGCACCCGGACCUGUCGGCAGAGCCGGAGGCCAGCUCUGCCCUCGGCUCUGCCGCAGCUUUGCCGGAGAAGGGCCUUAACAGAUGUUGCCGCCUGAUGUAGGCUGUUUCCGAGCAAACGCUUUAAUGGCAUCAAAUCAAGCUGUCGACAGCAGCAAGGUUACGGCCCUUCCCGGGAGGGGGAGGCAGCCGCAGCCGCGUCCCGGGGGCCCUGCACGCUCGCUCCCCCCGCCACGUCCCUGCCGGACGUGCUAUCCUGGCCGCAAAGAAGUUUCCAGCCCGGCUCCUGCUGCCCCCGCGAUGGGAAUCGAUACGGGGCCGUCGGCGUACAGCUGCAGCCGGACGCCUGCCCUCGGUGGUCCGGCAAAGCCGUCACAGCUGCAGCCGGGGCUCACGGUGUGGGUCCCUGGGAAGGGGUCCGCAGGGCAUCCGUCGGAGAAGGCAGGGACUCGGGGCCAUCGUGGUGCCCAAAGCCAGUGCGACCCCGUCCCCGUAACGCAUAGAGCCGCACUCGCCUCCGGCUACGGCCACCCCGGAGCAUCCGUCACCCUUCGGGGACGCGCAAGGACCCGCUGCACCUCCCAGCACCGGUGCAUGACCCGGGACCAUGCUGUGGUGCACGAGGCCACGCUGCAGCGCACGGGGCUGACGCGGUGCCCGGGGCUGACGCGGUGCCCGGGGCUGAUGCCGGGAGCCGAGCCGGGGCACCGCGCGGCACUGCCAGGCCGGCGCAGCCCCGUCCCUGCAGACGCCCGCUCGCACGGUGGCUCGCAGCCUGCCUGCUGCUCGGGAGGAUUUGUGCUGCGUGGCUGGGUUUGGUGUUAUUUUCCUCGCCCCCCACCCCCCACUCCAUCCCUCCUUCCUUCCUUGUUUUCUCCCCUUCCCUCCCCCUUCCCCUUGGCCGGCAGGGACACGGCAGGGCCAAAUCCGGAACCCUCUGAAGGCAGCCCAGGACUUUCCAUGGCAGGGGACCCUCGCUGCUGCUCAUCCCACGGGGCCGGAUCCAGCACCCCCCCAGCCCGGCUGCUCCCUCGCCUUCGCUGCUGCGCCAUCAACAAGGACUCAACGUCUAAAAAUAGCAGCGCGCUCUCGCAAGGGGAUGCUUCGCCAUCGGAGCAGAGCUGGCACCGUGGACCCCCCCCCCCCCCCCCCCCAGCUCCCCAUCCCAAAACCCCUGCACCAAAUCCCCUCCCAGCCCUCUCCCCCCCACCCACCCAUGGGUGCAGCCCCACACGGCGAGGCGGCAUCGGGGUGGGGGGGGAGCAAAGGGGUAGGACACCCCCCCCAGCCUCCCUUGGUGGUUCUUGGGGCGGCAGGGGGGGAAAUGAGCGCCUAUCAAGGAGCGUCAGCCUUGAAUUUGUUUAAUUGUGAGCUGGUGGAGUUUAAAGAAACCCUUUCUGGCCGGCUGCCACACCGCAAACUGCUCCGGAGAAUUUGAUUAUUAAGGGAGGAGAGAAAAGGGGAGGUUGCGGGGAGGGGGGGUGGUUGGGGUGUAUGGGACAGCCCGGGAAAAGGCAUCCUGCCACAGGAGCUGGGAAUGAGAGGAACUGGGGGGGAUAGACAGACAGACGGACCCCCCCAGCAGUGCAGAGGGACCCACAGGACUCUCCCAGGGCAGGGUCAAACCCUCCAGGCGGUUGUGAAGCUGCCGCUGUCCGUCUGUCCCGGCACCCCACGGAUGCCCCUGUGGUGCCCGGCAGUGGGUGAUGGCACCCAGUUCCGAGGGGGUGGGCACCCCCCUGUAAAUGCACCCCCCCUUCAAUGCACCCUCUAGUGCCCCCCAUUAAUGCACCCUCUCUCCAGUGCACCCCGCUAAUGCACCCUUUCUCCAAUGAACCCCUUUAAUGCACCCUUCUCCCAGCAAACCCCUUUAAUACCCCCUCUCUCCAAUGCACCCCAUUAACACACCCUCUCCCCAAUCACACCCCCCCACACACAUCAGCACCACCAUCUCCCGCAACGCCAACGCUCCAUCCCAGUGCAGCGACUGGGGCGGAGGGGGUGGGAUGGUACCCACAUAGGCAGACCCCAGCCCCCCGCUUCCCCCCCAUCACUGCGUUGUCAUCGUUGUUGUUGUCUUCCCCCCCCCCCGCGCCCCGAUUUCGGCGCUCAGCCGACCGGAGCAGCUGUUCCCUGCACACUUCACUUGCCCGCAGAUGAUGAUAAAUGGAGCUGGGGCUGCGCCGCCCAUUGCGCGAGGGUGGGCGGAUGCGGGUAGCGAGGAGGAGGAGGAGGGAUGGGGUCCCCAUCUCCUGCAGCCCCCCCAGAUCGUGCUGCUCCUCCCAUCCAGCUGCUGGGGAAUUCCCUGGGCAGGUCCCCCCCCCCUCCAAACCCCCCAGACCUGCCCACGGAAUUCCCAUCGCAAUGGGGUGCAUCCCCAUCAACAGCUCAGUGCCCCAUUUGGGGGGCACAGUCCUUCAUUCCUGGCCUCCCCCCCCCCCCCCGCUCUGCUCCUCCCCAGCAAGGAAUUUUACUUGGGGAAAAAAAACAUCGCCUGCGAACCGCACUCAUGACUCAACGUUUCUGCUGGCCCUGGUUUCUCCGUCGCUUGCCAGGGGAAGCCCGUGGCCUCCCCAACCUCAUCCCCUCGCAUGGAAAUCCGGCUCAUCCGCCAGCUCCAUCCUCUCUCCCCUUGGUUUUUCCUCCUUUAUUUUGGGGGUGGGUGGGGGGUUGGGUCCCUGAUGUCAGGGCUGGGAGGUUGGCAGAGGGUUGGGCUGGGGAGGAUGGGGGAGGCUAUGAGAGCUGGAGCAAGUUGGUGCGUUUCUUCUUGCUGCUGGAAAAUGCCAGCUGGCAAGGAAGGAUUUGAAAAGGAAAGGGGGGAAAAAAAAAGAAAAAGGAAGAAAAAAAAAGAAAAAGGAAGAAAAAAAAAAGAAAAAGGAAGAAAAAAAAGAAACAGGAAAAAAGAAAAAAGAGAAAAAAGAAAAAAAAAAAAAAAAAAGGAAAAAAAAGAAAAAAAAAGAAAAAAAAGAAAAAAGGAAAAAAAGAAAAAAG